Trichosporon asahii var. asahii CBS 2479 is the source of this 1353-nucleotide messenger RNA. RefSeq lists its product as uncharacterized. The transcript is spliced from 2 exons. Lineage: Eukaryota; Fungi; Basidiomycota; Tremellomycetes; Trichosporonales; Trichosporonaceae. Bases 1 to 1353 code for a protein of 450 amino acids. The record is from RefSeq and is a predicted model, not a curated record.
AUGGCGCCCACGUCGACGACGUCCGCCCCCUCAAUGCCAGUGACAGUCCCGCUCCGCCCCGUCCCCGCCGUGGGCUUCUUCAACGCAACCCUCAUCCCCCCCGACGCCAUGAUCAGCUACGCCAUCUGCCGCUCGCUCAAAGUGUGGUACGCGCCCGAACGUCCCCGUCCCUUGGACCUGAAGAGCGAGCAUUCGUGCUGUUCCUCAGUCCAGGGGGCUUGGAACGAGACGCUCGGCUGUCGUCUCGUUAAUGAGCAGGGCAAGCCAUUCGAGGACUGUCUCCGUGGUCUGGACGGCACCACUCCCUCCUCGUCGGCGGUGGUGGCGAGCGCGACGUCGGGCUCCGCAAACGCAACGCAGACGCAGACGCAGACGCAGGGCAACAACAAGCGCAAAAUCGCCAUCGAGCGCGGCUGGUACACGAAACGCCAAGAGGGAGGCGGUAACGAGACCAACCCCAGCGACAACCCCAGCACCACCAGUCCUCCGAGCACCACGAGCGAUAUGCCAAGCACCACAAGCAAUCCCGCAAGCACCACCAGCGAGCCGCCCGACACCACCGGCGUCCCCGGCGACGGCGGGCCAGAGACGCCCGGCGACGGCGGUCCCAGCGGGUUUGACGUGACUGAGGGUCCGGCGCGGACUACGAUUCGCGAGCCGGCCAAUUCGCAAGAGGCCACCCUCGGUGAUCUUCUCGGCGACACGCCGGGUGUCUCGCGCCUCGCGAUCUGUAAGAGCUACUCCGAGGCGCUGCUCGAUGCCACUGAGCAGCUCGUCAAUGACCUCAGCGACUCGUACAUCCCCCUCGACCCGAGCACGGCGCUGUGUGUGGCCUACGUUGGGCCCGCGGCGGAACUCACGUGGGAGCCGCAGACGUGGCCAUCGUAUAUGAGCACGGGCAACCGCACCAGUACCAACACGACCUCCGCUGCGUCCGCUGCCUCCGCUGCUUCCUCUGCCGGCACCCCCUCCCCCGCCCCCAGCACAACCAGCGGAAGCCAAAGCGGCGCCUGGGGCCCCAAGCACACCGAAGUGCUGACGGACGUGUACGCGGCCGGCCUGGCCAGUGUAUCCGCCUGCUGCGCGCCAGACGGCAAGCUGCGCUGGCCGCCGCUGGCCAACUCGCCGUGCGCUUUGCCGAACAAUUCAAAGACGCUCGACGCCUUUGCCGGCUGUGUUGCGGCCAUGGGCGCGUAUGCUGUUUGUGGCGAGAAUCGCACCGGGCAAGACGGCGCCGGCGCUUGGAGCUGGAAGAGCGAAAGCGGGAGCGGGAGCGGCGGCGGGGCGCCGCGCCGCGGCGUUGCGGCCGGUCUUCUACUCGCGCUCGUUGGGGCGGUUGCGGCGGUGCUCUAG